Vidua macroura (Pin-tailed whydah) is the source of this 1668-nucleotide messenger RNA. RefSeq names its product solute carrier family 19 member 3 (gene SLC19A3). Bases 208 to 1653 code for a protein of 481 amino acids. Gene Ontology annotation, biological process: transmembrane transport; vitamin transport. NCBI's taxonomy places the organism in Eukaryota, Metazoa, Chordata, Aves, Passeriformes, Viduidae. Gene Ontology annotation, molecular function: thiamine transmembrane transporter activity. Gene Ontology annotation, cellular component: plasma membrane. The transcript has 5 exons. The record is from RefSeq and is a predicted model, not a curated record.
UUCUACAAAGAGAACAGUAGACAAAUGUGAGGAAUAGCUGCUCACUUUAACAUUAUAAAUAAAAAUUAUUUUGAACUGUCAACCUCUAAAGAGCACUCCUAGGCAUUAGAAACCACAAAAUAAAAAUCAAUUACAAGAUCUCUUUGCACUUGCUGGGGCAGUAUCAUUAUUCUAACAAACUUUAUCCUCAGCUUUGCUGCAGAGGCCAUGAGCUGCUGGAAGCAAGAGAAAGCCAACACCUGGGCUUUUCCCACCCUGAUUCUCUGCCUCUAUGGAUUCUUCUACAUGAUGAAACCAUCAGAACCUUUCCUAACACCCUAUCUAACAGGACCAGAUAAAAACCUGACCACAGAUGAGGUUACCAACCAGAUUCUGCCAGUUUGGACAUACUCCUACCUCGCUCUGCUUUUCCCAGUGUUCCUGCUCACAGACUACGUGCGCUACAAGCCCGUCCUCCUCCUGCAGGGCAUCAGCCUCAUCGUCACGUGGCUCCUGCUGCUCUUUGCACAUGGAGUGCUGGCCAUGCAGCUGGUGGAAUUCUUCUAUGGCAUGGUCACAGCCACCGAGGUGGCCUAUUACGCCUACAUCUACAGCGUGGUCAGCACCCAACACUACCAGAAGGUCACCAGCUACUGCAGGAGUGUCACUCUGGUGGCAGCCACCGUGGCCGCCGUGCUGGGACAGCUGCUGGUGUCCUUAGCACACGUCUCCUACUUCUACCUCAACGCCAUUACCUUGGCUUCCGUGUCCCUGGCGUUCCUGUGCGCGUUCUUCCUGCCCAUGCCCCAGAGGAGCAUGUUCUUCCACAGGAGAGAUGCCCCUGAGCCUCUGCCAGGGCCCUCGAGCUGCCAAGAGGAAAGGAGCCCCGAUGCUGCUGCCAGGGCCCCGACCCCCCAGCCCCAGGCUGGCAAUGCCGGGCCCCACAGGCACAUGCUCAGCGUGCUGCUGCAGCUGGGCAGGGACCUGAGGGAUUGCUACGGCUCCCGCAAGCUCCUCUACUGGUCCCUGUGGUGGGCUCUGGCCACGGCCGGCUUUAACCAGGUGGUGAAUUAUGUGCAGCUGCUGUGGGACUUCCGAGCCCCCUCGCACAGCUCCGCAGUGUACAAUGGAGCUGUCGAAGCAAUAGCAACUUUUCUGAGCUCACUAACAUCUUUCCUAGUACAGUAUGUGAAGAUUAACUGGGACUAUUUUGGAGAACUGGCUUUAGGGAUCUUCUCUGCAAUAGAUGCCAGUUGUCUGUUUCUCAUGCACUUCUCUACCAGCAUCUGGGCAUGUUAUGCUGGAUAUCUCAUUUUCAAGGCAUGCUAUAUGCUCCUCCUGACAAUAGCAACGUUCCAGAUCGCUGUCAAUCUGAGCAUGGAACGCUAUGCCCUGAUGUUUGGAUUCAACAACUUCAUUGCCCUGCUGAUCCAGACCAUUCUCACAAUAGUUGUUGUAGAUUCAAGAGGCCUGGGACUGGACAUAGUGACUCAAUUUUUAAUUUAUGGCAGCUACUUCGCAGUCAUACACGGGAUUUUCAUGAUCAGAAGCAUUUGUGUGCUGGUCUCAUGCAAAUGCCAAAGGAAAAUAAUGAGAUCUUGCACAGAGCAGCUGAACCAGGCUGAGCACGAGUCAAGAGAGCAGAUUGUCACAAGCUACAUGACACGGCUGUAGGAGGCAGGCAGGCUG